AUGCUCGAUAUUCUGCGACCAGCUGCCAACAAGCUCAAGUCGUCCGCGACUCCCCCUGCCACAGCACAGGCCGCUUCACCCACCCUUUCACCUGCCUCUUCCACCUCGACCCUCAAAGCAUCGCAUCACUCGCGCCCAGGUCAUGUCAGAACCACCAGCAAAUCAUCCAUAGGCGCUGCUCGCUCCAAAGGCCAACAGGCACGGCGUCAGAGCAUCGAAAGCGGCGUCUCUUCCUCUCAUCGACACAAAUAUACCCCUUCAGAUCAUCGACAAGAUCUGCUCUACUUGAAUGCUGCCUCCUCCUCUUCCUCACGCUCGUCGCCUGGCCUCGCUCCAUUUCGACGCUCCACCAUCACUUCGAGUCCGCAUACAACACAACGUCUCAGGGGCAGGUCCAAAUUCACUCGCUCCAGUGAUGUGGCUGCUUCUUCCCUUUCCACCGCAGGCUUCAGCUCCUCCAUGGACCCUUUCCGUGAUGAGCACAGUCAGACACGCAAGCGAUCUCAGCCUCAGAAGCCUUUGCUCGGCGGUCUCUACUUUUCCGACCUGAUCGUCGUUGCCUUCUUCUAUGCUGUCAAUCUCUUGCGUACCUGCGGCAUUGCGGAACUGGUCGAUGUUGCUUUCAAAGCCUUUGCCUAUGUCUGCACUCGACUCCCUUUCGACUUUUACCAGCGAUGGUCCCUCAGUCGUCCUUCAUCCGCCUCUCACAGCUGGUAUGCGCCCGUCACCAAUUCGUCGUCUUCAGCGACCGAGCGAUCCGACUCCAGCCAGUCGACCGUCCGACCGGAUGACUUUAUCGGCAAAUCAAAAGCGGCUGCAGCAGCACGCUCGAACUAUGCAUCGUCCACUGCAGUCUCAGCGGUGGUUUCGUCCUCCGACGAAGAGUUCGCAUCGCAAGACGAGGCCGACGACGAUACGCAGCUUUCUCCUUUCCACCAUCUCACAUUGCUCCUCGUGCGUUUCGCCUGCACCAGCUUCCCGCAUCUCGUUCCGCGCGUCCUUUUCGCAGAAGAGACCAUUGGUCCGCUCGUUCGAUGGAGGACCGGCGGAGGGGCGGCAGGCAUCGUACGCGAAUUCACAGGCGAUCAGACCUCACCAAAGUCGGCGUCUGCCAAGUCCGCAUUGCUGCAUCCGCCCGCCAGGAACGAUGCUCCGAGAACAUCGGCCAGCACUGCGACCUCUUCAGAUAAGCACAAGCCCAGGCCAACCCCUUCUCAAAACUAUACCCGGCCAGGUUUCCGCGCUUUCUGGAUCGGCGCAGAUGCCCACGUCCCUGUCGAGGUUCGCCGCUCGGAUCCCUCCUCCAAAUCAGCCUCGACGCUGCUCUAUCUGCACGGAGGCGGUUUCUCGCUCGGCUCCGUCGCCUUCUACGCCGAAGCACUGAUUCGCAUCAUUACCAAAGUCUGCGCUAUGGAAGAUCGCGACAACGACGCUCGCUGCGUGGCGGUCGAGUACGACUUGGGCCCGACUUCGCGCUUUCCAGGACCUCUGCUACAGUGUCUGAGGUGCUACGCGCAUCUCAUCGAGGUCGAGGGCAUCGAUCCUGCGUCCAUCACCAUCGCGGGCGACAGCGCCGGCGGCAACUUGACCAUGGCCAUGCUGCUGUGUUUGGAUGGCCAGGCUCGUGGCGAUGCGGGACUGGGCGAACGAGACUGGAGCGCGCUUCCCAUGCCGGGCAAGGCGGUGCUCAUCAGUCCGUGGGCGGACCUGCGUCCAUCCGCAUCCUUAGCAUUCGCACCUCUGCGAGAAGCUGCGGCCGCCGAACGAUCAGCCUCACAUCAGCCUGGCUCUCCAUCGAGAGGGAAGAACAACACACGCUCGAACGAUGCAAAGGCAUCCGCGAGCUUGGUCUCUGCCUGGACCGAGGCGAUUGGGCAGCACGAGUGGGACUACGUCGCCGCGGAAGCGCUGAUGCAUUUCGCACAGCUCUACGCCGGUGUGCUCAAGACGCCGCGUAGAGUAAGAGGUCCCAUGGGCUGGGUCGCUCACAUGUGCGCGGUGCUUGCCGGCGACGAAGAGGAUAGCAGCGCCAUGGAAGGCAAACCUGCGACCUCGAAGACAGCGCCAAUGGGUGUCACUGCACCGCUCAACAUCCUCCGUUCUCUCCUACCUCAGCGCGUUGCUCGCGUCGCCCACAGCAUGCUCACCGAGCCAUUGCUGAACCGCGGUGGCGCCACCAGCAAGACGCCCUUCUCAUCCAAGACAAGACCGCCUUCCGAUGCACUCAAUCGGAUCGAGCAAGUUCGGCCAUCGGUUGUCGGUGCCCUCGAUCCGAUCUUUCCGUCCACAGAGCGCAAGACGGAUGCCGUGCCAAGCACCGCCGAUCUGUACAUUCCCAUCUGGCAAGACAGCAACGAUGGCGUGGCGCAGGAAAAAGCGAAACGCGACGCGAGCGAUCCCGACUUUGAAGCGGCCAAGACGCUGCUGGAGACCAGCCACCUGAUCAAUCCCGCCACGGGCGACUGGAGCCGUAUCAAGCUCAAGCGCGGUAUGCUGGUGACCUGGGGCGAUCGCGAGCGACUCGCAGACGACAUCGAAGUAUGGAUUGACCACGUGAGGCAGUCGCAAUCGACGAGGAGCGCUCGCGGCGGCGCAGAGUCUGCGUCGGACGACCAGCCUGGCCAAGACAUGGACUUGUCGCAGAGAGCCACUAGCUCAGACACCUCAAAGCAGACUCUGCAGGAGAGACGCGCUGCAUCGCGAUCACCGCAUCGCCUCGCUCAAGAGUUGGCCGACGAUGGGGCCGACUGGCUGUGCACGGCAGUCGAACACGGCCCCGGCGGCGUUCACGCUUGGCCGUUCGUCUCGAUGUAUCUGGCUGGAGCGGAGGAAGAACGGGAGAAGGGUCUCGAGAUCAUUGCGCGCUUCAUCGCCGAGCCUACCCCCAGUCCAGCGUCGACGCUGCCACCGACACCUUCGUCCCCCAUCGUCCCACUCGCGGUCCAGAUGCCCGUCCGUCACGACCAGCGAUACACCGCAGCAGCUGCCAACUCACCGCCGCACCUCAACGCUGUCUCUCCCGCCGGAUCCAUGCCGAGCGAUAUCAGUUCGCGUGGCGAUGACGAAGAGACGGACGAUGCUUUUCUGGGAUCGAGCUAUACCGACUCGGAGGAAGGGUGGGAUGCUGACGACAGGAACGAGCUCGGGCUGGAAGGUGUUUAUCCGCAUGAGACGGUGUGGACCCAGCCAACACCGACUCCGUCGACAGGCGCGGGGACUCCGCUGGACAGCGACGUGGAACAGGAGAGUAUCGGGCAUGAUGAGCUCAUUCAUCGUGUGGGCCUCGGGCUAGGCUCCGGCAACGAUGUGGGAGGCAGGGAGACCGCGUCCCAUACAAUGGAGCCGGUGCGCCUGCAUCGUCCAUCUCAGACCGCUGCAUCGAGCUGGAUCACACAGAACACGUCUCAACAGCAGCCGACGCCGAGGACACCUACUCAAUCGACACGUCGCCCGUCAUCAACGUCCACUGCCCAGACUGGCUCCACGCAGACCCUCGGCGGUCCUUCGGGUCGCACACUAGCCGAGCUGGAAGCCGAAUCGGACAUGAGCGCACCCCCAUCCCGCCCCGAGUCACCAGGUUGGCGCGAGGACAGCUCCGGCUACAACUCGCGCGACGACGACGACCUGUCCGCGCCCUCGCCGCAAGAGAUCGACCGCGAUGCCUACUUUGGCGGCCCCAUCUCGUACGCCGACGACGCGAUCCCCAUGGACCCUGGCUUCUACGGGCUCGCACACUACCACACGCUUCGCCCCGAAGGCCUGUCGGAUAUUGCCGAGGAGGAGUCGCAAUUCGACACGUCUUCGGUGCUGAGCAGCGGUAAUGGAGGGGCGUUGAGCCCGGGGUACAGCGAUCCGACUUUCUCGCCGCAGGACGAGAGGUCGCCGAACGUGAGUGCGACGAGGCUGGGGGUGGGGAACCAGGGAAACCAGGGAAGGUAUGGUGCGUAUGCGCCUUCUGCGGCCGAGAUGGCCAUGUUGAGGGAGGCUUUGGAUGAGAGGGAGCGGCAAUAUCAGCAGCGAUUUGCGAGAGGGCAGAGUAGGAGGUUUGCCAUCGAAGAGGAGGACGACAUCGGAGGCGACGGAGGGUCGGAUGGCGACGUCGACUGGCUCGAUAUGGAAGAGCAGCGACGUGAGCAACAGCAGCGCGUUUCGUCAUCUGAUCCGCCGAGCUCAUCCGCUCAGCAGCCGAGCAAGGAUGUCACCUCCAGCACAACACCGAGGCUGCGUGUCACGGCCGAAGAUCAGGGCAGCAGCUCCAACGUUGCUUCUGCUAGAGAGACAGAUCUGCAGCCGCCUCCUUCGCCAGCAAGAUCGGCGAGCUCGCAAAGCUCUGCUCUCGACAAGUGGUGGUAG
Molecule: messenger RNA, 4353 nt
Organism: Kalmanozyma brasiliensis GHG001
Lineage: Eukaryota; Fungi; Basidiomycota; Ustilaginomycetes; Ustilaginales
Product: Alpha/beta hydrolase fold-3
Exons: 1
Coding region: 1-4353 (1450 amino acids)
Molecular function (GO): hydrolase activity
Source: RefSeq, a predicted model, not a curated record